UCAGAAUGCCUUCCAAGCACACGGGACAACAUACGGGAAUCGAUUCUUGGUCAUCUGAAAGAUGCCAGGAACCGAUUUGUCUGGCUACGUGGAUCCCCCGGUACCGGGAAGACGGCGAUAAGUAUGAGCAUUGCAUCUAUGCUUGAGGGGGAAAGCGCUCUCGCAGCCUCAUUCUUCUGGGACAAAAACCAAAAGGGAACAGGCCUCGAUUCUUUAGAGUUGUUCCCUUGUACCCUUGCACGCCAACUUGCGCUCUUCAGUCCGGACUUCAAGGUGUCACUCGUCAAAUGCCUUCGGCGGCCAGACAUGAGAUUGUUUCUGAAGCUUUCUCUGGAGAAGCAGAUGCGGACCCUGAUCAUUGAACCGAUGAAUGGUCUU
Molecule: messenger RNA, 378 nt
Organism: Cantharellus anzutake
Lineage: Eukaryota; Fungi; Basidiomycota; Agaricomycetes; Cantharellales; Hydnaceae
Exons: 1
Source: RefSeq, a predicted model, not a curated record